Physella acuta is the source of this 942-nucleotide messenger RNA. RefSeq names its product testisin-like. The record is from RefSeq and is a predicted model, not a curated record. Gene Ontology annotation, biological process: proteolysis. Gene Ontology annotation, molecular function: serine-type endopeptidase activity. Lineage: Eukaryota; Metazoa; Mollusca; Gastropoda; Physidae.
CUGGGUGUGGCAUAAAAUAUUCCGCUGUCCAUGGAAGAAGCAAACGUGUUAUCGAGGGACAGCCCAACACAUUUGGGCAAUGGCCCUGGCUUGUCUCUCUUAGCUACAUUCCAUUUUCUGCAGAUGCAGGCUUCAAAAGUAUCUGCGCCGGAUCUCUAAUCUCACCCAGCUGGUUCUUGACUGCUGCCCACUGCUUCUUCGAUGAUGUGCAUAUAGGACAGUCCAACAUCAGCAACUGGAGAGUUUACCUCGGCCUACAUGACGUCGAUGAUACCCAGAACGAAAGCGUCCAAAUGAGGUUCAUCAAGAAAUUGUACAUCUACCCACUGUACAACUACACUUCAGAUUCUGAUCUCUGGGACGUUGCCCUUAUCCACCUCAAUAAACCAGUCAAGUACACCAUGUACACCUCACCAAUUUGCAUCGAUGAAACUGACUUGUUUUUUAAAGAAAGCCGAUGCACUGCUUCAGGAUGGGGAUCAUUAGAGCAAGCGGAAGACUCUCCCGGCAGCAAUGUUCCCCAUUCAGUGAUUCUGACGAUUAUGACCCAAGAAAACUGCAACAUCACCGUGUCCAACUUUGAACCAUCUUUUUCCAUUCAACCACCCUUGGUUUGCGCAAUUGGAGAAGAUCAAGAUGGAAAUGGGAUUAUUCAGGAUGUAUGUUGGGGUGACUCAGGUGGGCCACUGAUGUGUGAGGUGAGUGGACGCUGGUACCAAGUUGGGAUAGUGGCAUCCGGCAACGUCUGUGGGACGCCAGGCUAUCCUGGUCUCUACUCACGCGUGACCUUCUACAAAUAUUGGAUCAAACAUACCAUGGCUUCGGGAGAGACCAAUGGCUAGUUCUUUGGGUGUUAUAAAGCUGUUUCGAGUUAAAAAAUGAAAUUUUACCAAUCUUUCUGUUGUUGAAUGUGGAACGAAGAUAUUACCCCGUCAAUAAACU